UCUAGAAGCUCAAUCGUAACAGUCGUUGGUGGUUCAGAUGGUGGAUUGAUAAAUUUUGUGCUUUGCUCAGCAUUUUUUACUCCAAACAUAUGGUUUAAAGAAGUUUUUGAAGCCUGAAACUGUAAUAAGAAUAAAACCAUUAAUACGAAUAUUGUGAUUAGUAGCUUUCUCUCGUAAUAACAAGCGUUUCGUUACAAUAUUAGGUAAUUUUUCUCCGACCGAGAAAACGACCGUUGGAGCCUGUGUUCUUUGUGUUGACAGCCAAUGUAAGAUGGAUCCAUUUACGCAGAAUAUACUGGAUAGAGCUGAAAAACGUGCUGCUGCCCUGGGAAUAACAAAUACGUCUAAAUUUCCUCUGUCGGAAUUUAAUUAUGACACGCCUUCAGGGCCUGCAUCUUCGGUAGUUCCAAAAUCUCCGGCUAAAAAAUCUUCCGGUGUCACGGGAUCAAACACUAAAACGCCGAAGAAAACCUCCAAUACUGCCGUUACCGUUGGUAGUCGCAGUCCAAAUCGUGGUUCAAGCGCUAAAAUUGAAACCGGGGGUUCCGGGAAAGAUGUAGACGUGGCUGUUGAGAUCAAUAUAACCACUGCAUCCAAUGUGCAAGUUGAGGUUGAAGUAGCAGAAUGUGAAGUGGAUGCUAAUGGCAAGGUAACUCGAAAAGUAGACAACAAAUCGGACGAUUCUGAUGCAAAAUGUUUGAUACGAGAUUCUUCUCGCAAUCAACUGCAGCGGUUGGGUACACUGUAUUCGGAAACAAAGGAUCUGUCUUCCCCGGUACAUCGCACAGAAGGACGAUUUCACGAGGAGAAUGUUUCAGGAAAGGAAAAUUCUCGGCCUAGGCCAAAAUUGGCUAAACUUGCAAUGCUUGCGGAUUCUAUUAAUAACUGGGAAGAUGAUCCCUCACAUCCGGACAUAAAACAUCACCGGGAAACACUUCAAGUAGCUAAGCCAGAAACUAGUCCUGGCAAAAAAACGAGCCCCAAGAAAAGGGAAAGUCCUAAAGCUACUGGAGUGGUAACGAGAAAAAAUUCAGCACCCAACCCUCCCAAGUCGAUAUUGAGCCCAGCAAAGCCAUCCGGUACCGACGUGGAAAAAGUUUCGACGAAGACGUUAAAGUGGGAUCAGAAAGUGAUGGAUGCCUUGGAAUCGCAAGGAUUUCAAAGACGAGAAUCAAACACCUCCAAAUUGGUUUAUGAUUACAAAGGACGUUCGAAUCAACCUCAGGAAAAGCAGGAAACUGAAUUAAAUGAAAAGGCAUUGGUUCCGUUAAAGAAAUCUCGUGUUCCAGAAAUUCCCAAUAGUUCUAGAGAACGUGCAGCAACCCAAGAACUGAUGCAACCACCCGCGAAGAAAACCGAAAUCAGUAAAGGACUGGUAUCCGGUAGAGCUGCUAUGUUUGAAAAAUCCAAACGGCAAUCGAUCCUACGCAAUCAGAAAGAUCCGGCAGAAAUGUCACUUAAGGAACGUCUGGCUAUUUUCGAAAAGAACAAAGGACAUGCUCUUGUUCCGAAAUCACCCUUCGGAAUUGCACCCUCAAUCAAACAGAUUUCAGGAGAAUCGUCGUCUAUUCAUACGGUAAAACACACAUCUUCUUGUCUCGCCAUUCAAGGUACUGGCAUCGGAACGGUUCCGAAAGAUCAGCCGGUUUCUCAAAAACAAAAAAUUGAUUCAUAUAACAAACCACCACCGGCCGCUUCAACAGCUACUGGAUCUGCUAUUAAAAACACCUUCGCGGCAUUGAUGUCAAACAAUAGUACUCUAUCGGAAUCACAGAUUUUGGAAGAAACUAAGCGCCAACGGCAGCAAGAAAUGGAUAUGCUACUGAACCGGUUUUCUAAACCCACCGACAUGACUUCAGAUUGUCUCGUAGAAAAACCAAUCCCUUCACCGCCUCCGUUGCCUCCAGAUGGUUAUCUGACUCUGAGCGCUAGAAAAUCGGAUGCAAUGGCAUCAUCGGGAAGUAAACGCCGCAGUGGCGAAGAGCACGUCAGUCCUGAAGUGCGUUCGGCACUUGACGACGUCAAACGCAUCCGAGUAGUAGCUCCUAAAAAUGGACGCCUUUAUCCCACGCUGAGUGACAUCGAAACUGCAACCACGGAAUCGGAAGGUGACGAUUACACAACGGCAACCGUCUCUGGGGAGGAAAAUGAGCGCAAUCAGACUCGUUAUCACGACUGUUACGGCGAGGAAGUAUACGACGAAGAAGUGGACGAAGAACAUUCCGUUGACGAAGACGAUGAUAGCUACAUGUACUCUGACGAGGAUGACCCCGAGCUGGGAGGUGGAAUCUGCGAUGUAAGUUUGGGUCAGGAAAUCAUGCAAGCUGUAAAACUACAAGAUCGUCGUGUGAGCUAUGGCAGACGAAGACAAAGUCAUGAUAGAAAGAUCGAUCAGCCACCUCAGCAGAGUAACAAUCCUCAGCGACGGUCAGGGUUCAGUCAUCAAAGCCAGAACAGCUCAACGAGCGAAGUGUCGGGUAUACUCGAUGAUAUAGACGAGUUUCUCGAUGAAGCACUUGAUGAGGAAAAUGGGGAAGAAUAUGACACACCUCGCAAAUCGUCAGUUUCUUCGAAUAGUUUCUCGUACAAGAAGAAUCCCCGCAAAACAAUGUAUCAUACAAUCAACGAAGACGAUGCUGAAGAAAAAAAGGAUCCGGAAAAACCUUGUCCCAAUCAUCAGCAAAACAUUGGCGAAGAUUACAGUAGCCCGGUUAAAUCGGAAUUGAAAAUUAAUCCAUCCGAUGAUAACAACAUGGUGACACUGGUGCACACAGUUAGUUUCUAUCGCCGCCAACAGAACUCGAACAACCCAACGCCAGUUAAAAAGAUUUUGCGCACUCCAGUGCAACCACAAAAAACGAUUGAAUCUACUACGGAAGAUUCGGAUGAUACAAAUUCUACCGCGACUGGUACCAGCAGUACCUCUUCUUCCGAUGAAAAUGGAUAUCUCGUUCAAGAUAAAGUUAAGAAAUUGUUGGACGAAGUCUGCAAACAGCAGACCGUAAUUGCACAAACAAGCCAAGCAUUAAAUUUAUGUGCAGCUACGAUCGAGUUCUCCGGAUCAAGCGAAUCGGUUGAAGGUGAACGCCAUCUUCUAGUAGCAACUCAUCGUCGCCAGGCAAUUUUAGACGAAGUUCAACGUCUUCGGGUUGAGGGUUGCCUCCGACCACCAGGCGCUCCUACCGAAAAAGGUCGUCUAACGGUCAAAGAAAUUACUCUACCUUUGAAACAGGACUACAUACGGAAACUCGCUUCGGAUACGAUUAGUGGUCAUCAUCUUGUUUGCCUGCUGAAGUAUAAUGAAACCGUACUGGCAACACAGACAAUUCCAACUCUUCCUGGAUUACUUUCGGUUAGAUUCCCGGAUUUGCUUCAACUGAGUAACGUCUUUGCUGAUUUUAAGAUAACUAUGGAAAUUUAUGGCAUGACGGCACAACGGGAAAUACUCCCACACGAGAUCAAAUAUCACAUCGCGUUGAACAAGAAAGGUUCGAACAAACUUCAUACGCCAAAAGGUGUAAAAAACAACUCUCGGUUGAUCAUGCCACCGGUACAGUCCCCCGCUGGCCCACAAGCUGUCCGGAGUCCCGCACUAGUACAGUAUGGUUUUAUUAUUUUCUCACUUAAAGAGAUCCAACGCACCAAUUGGACACUGAAUCAAGUAUCGGGGGUUACCCCUCUCGAAGGCACAGUGCAUAUGAAGGUGAACUGCGAGCUCACUGUUACCGUUGAUUAUCGUGGUUUUCUCACGAUGUUCGAAGACGUUUCUGGAUUCGGAGCAUGGCAUCGACGCUGGUGCCGGCUACAUGGACACGUUCUCAAAUACUGGACAUAUCCAGACGAUGAGAAACGUAAAGCUCCGAUCGGAAGUAUUGAUUUGCAGAAUUGCUGCACUCAACAAGUGGCCGUAGCACCACGAUUGGUGUGCUCUAGGCUAAACACGCUUUUGUUGGAAUUCCGCCGGCCAAUUCAACCUAACGACGUCGAAUCGUUGGUACUUGAAAAACAAGGAAAUAUGGUCAUUCAACGGCAUUUACUAUCGGCAGAUUCUAAAGAAGAACGAGACGAAUGGUGCGCACAUCUGAACAAAACAUUGGCACUAUUAAAGGCAUGGGGACACACCGACAACAAAAGUACGAGUUUCUAACAUCCUUUAAUGGCUUUGGUUGGACUUUGUACAAAUCGAACUUAAGUAGUAUUAUACAACUUUGUUGCAUCUUUUAUAUAUGUUUUCGAGGUAAACGAAUAUUUUAUAUUUGCAUUGAGGAUAAUUUUGCCAAAUAACUAGCAUUUUCACAAUCAGCAGUAUAGUUUUGGUGUUACAGGCCAUUAUGUCCCGUAACUUUUUCUAUUGCUAGUUCGUAUUAUAAUCACUUAUGCCAUUUAUUUCGCAUACUUAAACAAAAUA
Messenger RNA from Malaya genurostris, 4408 nucleotides. It is a transcript of the gene scra, whose product is annotated as anillin. Bases 272 to 4147 code for a protein of 1291 amino acids. The record is from RefSeq and is a predicted model, not a curated record. Gene Ontology annotation, biological process: mitotic cytokinesis; actomyosin contractile ring assembly; septin ring organization. The transcript has 9 exons. Gene Ontology annotation, cellular component: actomyosin contractile ring. NCBI's taxonomy places the organism in Eukaryota, Metazoa, Arthropoda, Insecta, Diptera, Culicidae.